Leishmania braziliensis MHOM/BR/75/M2904 is the source of this 3642-nucleotide messenger RNA. RefSeq names its product glucoamylase-like protein. Lineage: Eukaryota; Euglenozoa; Kinetoplastea; Trypanosomatida; Trypanosomatidae. The transcript has a single exon. Bases 1 to 3642 code for a protein of 1213 amino acids. The record is from RefSeq and is a predicted model, not a curated record.
AUGAGCCACAGCUUCCCCUGUCUACCCUAUUCCACAGAGUCGGCGAUGCGACUAGGGUCGUAUGCGCGUCUUCCAGACGACACAGCCGGCGAGGGCAGCAGCAGCAGCAUGGGCUCAUCAGGGCGGUGGGCGGAUGCGCUUCUCAAGAAUAAGUCACAUGGUGUUGCCUCUGCAUCAUCAGCGGUAAGGGAACUCGAGUCGCAGUUCGCACACAGACCCCUGUCGCCUGAUGGCAGCUGGGCUGCAAACACUGUCGCCAGCCCCGCCUGCGCGCCGCCGCGGCAGCGACGCAGUGAGGCAACCAGGGCCUCACAGAAUCAUCACGACAACUCGCAUCACUGCAACUCGCUUGCCAUCGGCGUCGCGCCUCCGCGCGCUUUUGCCGUUGCGGUGCAUCCACCGUUGCCACGUGGCGCACAGCGAGCUAUCAGUGGGGCAGCCCCAGCGCACACAUCGGGUUCGUCAGCCACUGCGUCGGUGACCUCACACACAUCGACGAAGAGUACCGCGCCUGCUUCAGCCAUACUAACCUCUUACCAGCCUCUCAAUCAAGGGUCUGUGCCACUUCCUCGGUCGUUCGUGACGGCUGCGCCCGCUGGCCCAAGUCACGCCUCCGCUCUUUUUGCCGUGCAGCAAAACGGAUGCCACCCACCGAAGCCCGCUGUAAAUACCGUAGAGCGGAGGUCGACUCGUGACAGCGCACCGGCGCCCAAGCAUGUGCAGCCGUUUCAAGCACUGCCCCACACUCAAAGAGGGGAAGGCACUCACAACGGCAGUGGUGGUAGCAGCAGUGGGGGUGUUCUUACAUCCGCGGCAACGCCCUACCCCUUCCCAGCCACCUACGCUUCAUCGCCUUUUUUCCAGCGCGUGGAUGACACUGCGCCACCACCGCAAUCUUUGUCGGAUGUGCCGCACGCAGCAGCUUCGAUGGUUAGGGUCACCGCGCAGGACGACGAGAACCCAAUGCUGCAGCUGCAAGACAUAACGCCCAUAACGAACACUGGUGACUCCCGACAAGAGUCUCAGCUGCUCAGCCACUCACGUGCAGCCCCGCAAAUGGGGGGUGACAGUGGACUGUUCACAUACGACCACGAGACUGCCAACCGCGAUGGCGGCGCUGGCGCCACGCCGGCAGUUUCUUUCGUCACGGCAGGCGUCGCGGCCGGGGGGCCGUUGCCUUUCCCAGGCGUUGGGAACGCCGUCAUCACGGGCGAUGCACCACCUUGGAGCACGCUUCCGCACGCCCAGCCGCCACUGUGUUCAGCGACCCAAGUUCUUUCCCGCCAGCAGCCGAUGUUCUCUCCGUGUGAGCGCAUCAUCAACCAAAGCGUGUCUGCCGAGCCCUUUUCCAAGUCCGCCUCGCCUUCUGACACGGCGCGGCUGCCUGGCACUCCGGGUGGAUUGUCCACAUCGCAGAGCGUAACCAUGUGCAGUACUGGGAAGCGAAGGAGACGCGGUGGCGUGUCGGCUACUGCCGCCCACAAUACUGCGAUGAGCUCUACUGGUCCUUUGACGUCGCCGGAGAGUGUCAGCAGGCACUUUAGUGCCAUCUACGCGUCAUCGCCGCCGUCCUCGUCGGCGUACGCCAGUGGCCGUGACCAGUGCUCUUCGACUCUUCUAACCCCUGGCAGCAACGGACCUAGCUUCCAGACAGCAUUUACCGCCAGCAGCUCUCCGUCUGCGUACGCAUGUGCUCCACAGCAGUAUCAUCUUCCAUGCCAGCAGUACCCCAUCGAUGGGUUUGGCGACCAUGGCGGACCGUUUCCGCCGUCACACCUGACGGCGACGCCACUAUCCACCUGGGCGCCAGGGCCGGGAGCUGCCUGUGCAACGACAAUGGCGAUGACAGUAGGCCAAGUACAAGGGAGCGCAUCGGCAACCGCGAUAUCUGCACAAGACACUGCAGGAGGAACGCCAGCUUUGUCAGCUAUUGCGCGUAGCGCGUCUGGAGUGUCUCUGGAGAAGCGGCUGCUGCACGCAAGCAGAGCCGAGCUGACGCAGGUCUUAUUGGAGUUGGCGAGGUGCAACUGGGAGGCAUCGCGCUUCAUCCACUCCAAGGCGUUCUUCUUUGCAUUUCGCCACAAGCACGGCGGUGAGGCGGUGGAGAGUUGUGAAGGCUGUGCAGCAGCUGCCUCGGCAACGACAGCAAGAGGCGCCGCCGCGGGUAAGAAUGGCGAGCACCACGCUUACCAGGACGGAUUGGGUAGUGGUGCUCUCUCGAAGGGUGUGGACAUGCCCAACGGCGACCGUCCUCGUGAGCAGUCAGACGUGCUCAAGCAACCAGCAGCAGAGGCGGCGACCCUCAGCAGCGCCGCAGCGGUGAACGACCACAUCAUUGCUCGCUGCAUCUUCCCAAUGGAGGCGGCAGAUGACGAGGAUGGCGACGGCGACGACUCCUCGGCUAUGGUUGGGCAUCCUGACCCGACAGUGACGGAGGGCGGUACUGCCGAUGCAACGAUGCCGCAGCGCCACCCAUGUUCAGAGGAUCGGGCCUUUAGCACGGAGCUGCACCCGUGCCUCCGUUGGUACGGCGCGUGCCGCAACACAACGAGUUGUAUUUACGCGAAUGUGCCGCGCAACGUGUGCCUCAACUGGAUUCGCGGCUCUUGCAUGACCAACACCGAGUGCAAUGGUGUGCACCGACUUCCUUCCCCAUGUCCGCCUGAGAUCCGCAGGAUCUACGAGCUGAACCACGGCCUCGCGUGUCGCGGCACACCUGCCAUAGCGUACGCAAUCGGGGCCUCUUUUGGCCAUGCCCUCCCUAUUCCACCACCGUUUCCGCCCUGCAUCUCGCCGGCACCAGCGCCGUUCUCGAGCGGAAGCGUUGCUGCAGCGGCCCCCGAAAAUUCGAACGCGGAUGCUCUCGCUGCUGAGCUUGCAGAGAACUGCGCUGGAGCCAACGCGGCGUUCGUCAUGUGCGGCGGUAUGACGGAGGAGCUGGGCGAGAGUGAGGGGGUUGUGCACACCCCUAAGAACCAGUCGAUCCAGAAGGACACUUUCCUUGGUGGCGACAGCACGCCGCACCGCCGUCAACAGGGGUGUGACGUGGAACAAAGCAUAUCGUCGAUGACAACGUUGGAGAAGUGUGGCGCCACCCAUGCGACGGCUACUGGAGACGCUAGCUUGUGGGACUCAUAUGGCGCGGCAACCAAGGCGAAUGCUGGAGGGCCGGUUGACCACGAAAUGAUGCAGUACACAGACAGCAUCCUUGGUGCUGGUGCGGCGGACCCGCCGUGUUUCUUCUAUGGCGGUGUGCCACUAGGGAGUCGGAAGGGUGGCAUGGUGUCCUCAGCUGGCAGUAGUCGCUGUAGCACUGCUGAGGGCUGCGAAAGCCGCUUGGACUCCGUCAGCCGAUACCUUGGGCCCCAGCUCGAUCGCGCAGCUACGACGGUGCCUCACUGCGACGAUGGGUGGCCAGACAGUGCGGUCAUAGGAUCGGCACCUCAACAGCAGCAGGCUGAGGCAAAGAGCAUCAAUUCCAUCUGCCGUUGUAUCUUCGAGGCCAAGGGACCUUUCCAUGUGGUACCAGCUCGGCAUGCUGGUGAUAUGACGGGGACAUUGGCUGACGCAGAGGACGAGUGUGACUUCUCCGUGCCUACUGCAGGCACCCGUACGCGGGUGCAAUCGCCGUUGUAUCGGUGA